AUGAUGUCAACGUCUGCUAAACAUGCAUUAGCUGCAUUGUUUAUACAUUCUGCUCCACAUCAAGCUAAACAAUAUAGUUUUGUUGAUAGGAUAUACCGCUGUCUACAAGCAAGUAAAGAUGAAACAUCAAAAUAUGCUGUUAAUAAUACCAUAAUGAAUACAACAUUCAUGUCAAUGUCAACGUUACGGACUGAAGGAUAG
Molecule: messenger RNA, 201 nt
Organism: Didymodactylos carnosus
Lineage: Eukaryota; Metazoa; Rotifera; Eurotatoria; Philodinida; Philodinidae
Source: the annotation of a GenBank genome assembly